AUUUGAGCAUUUGAAUCGAUAAGAACUCAAGUUAAUACUUGAUUAAGAAAGAAGUGUGUAUCUAAAUUUUAUUGUGUUUACGUCUAAAAUUAAGUGAUUAUUUUGGUGGUUAGCAAAAAUGUUUGGAUCUGGUAAUGGAACUGCAAUGCUUUUGCAAACCAUGUUAUUGCUGAUUAAUCAGCAGGAUAAUAAUACAGUUAGUGAUUCGAAUACGUAUUAUCAUGUGGAAAUCGGUGAAGAAAAUCUGGCCGAAAGAUGUUAUGGAAUUUAUGGAUGUUUUCAAAUAUCAUCACCAUGGACCUCGGAAUCACGACCGGUUUCAAUGUAUCCAGAAAGUCCUGAUAAGAUCCGACCAAAUUAUUUAAUGUAUACUAGACAGAAUAAAGAAGUUCCACAUUAUUUGGAUGUAAAUGAUCCAGACGUGGUAGAACAUUCAAACAUCGAUCCUGAAUUACCGAUAUUUUUUAUAUCGCAUGGAUAUAUGGAAGCUGGUAAUAGACCAUGGAUUCAUCGAAUGGCUGUGGAAUUAUUAGAACAUCAACCGUGUACUGUAAUUGCGGUCGAUUGGCACGGUGGAUCAAGUCCGCCAUAUACACAAGCCGUCGCAAAUAUUCGUCUUGUGGGUGCAAUUACUGCUCAUUUACUUGCCGAAAUUUCUCAAAUAACAGGUCCAAAAAAAUUGGAUCAUGUACAUUUAAUUGGACAUUCCCUGGGUGCACAUUUAUCUGGCUACGUUGGUUAUACGCUACAAAAUGAUUUUGGUUUAACAGUUGGCCGUAUCACGGGUUUAGAUCCAGCCGAACCACAUUUCGCUAAAUCUGUACCACAAGUACGAUUAGAUCGAAGUGCUGCCAAAUAUGUUGAUAUUGUGCAUACAGAUGCAUCAGGUUUUGUUAAAGGUGGUUUUGGUAUUAUUGAAAGUAUUGGACAUGUGGAUUAUUAUCCAAAUGGGGGGUUAGAUCAACCUGGUUGUAGUGAUGGUGUAUUUCAGCAUAUUGCAGCCGAGCAAGGUUCAUUUUUUAUGGGUGUCAAAAAAUAUAUUAGUUGUAAUCAUGUACGAAGUCAUCAAUUUUUCACCGAGAGUAUAAGAUCACCCUGUAAAUUUACAACAAUACGAUGUGGCUCUUAUGAGCAUUUUAAGAAUGGUGAAUGCUUCGAAUGUAAUAAACGUGGACAAUUUUGUAUUAAAUUUGGAUUAGAGGGAAUACAUUCAUAUCGUGCAUUAGAAGAAGGUGGUCGAAUUGAAAAAGGACAACAAAUUCAAACGUAUUUCAUGACAUCCAGUGAACCGCAAUUUUGUAGGGGACAUUAUCGAGUUACCGUAACACUAUCAAAUUCAACAGACGCUAUACGGCAUGGUGGUGAAAUUGGAAUACUAUGGGUGAAAAUACAUGGUACAUCGGGAUCAACCAGUAGAAUAUCAUUACGUGAUACAGAAAAAUUCUAUGCACCUGGAAAAACAUAUAUGAAUGUAUUACCAGGAGAAGAAGUUGGUGUACCAAUAAGUGCCACAUUAGAAUGGGAGUUUAAAACAUCUUUCGUAAAUCCAUUAACGUGGCGUUUAUUAUCUAAUCCAAGAAUUUAUAUUAGUACUGUUAUUGUGGAAUCACUUGAGACAGGCACAAGAUUAAAAUUAUGUCCAGGAUCGAAUAGAGAAUUCAGUACAAAUCUACCGAAAAAAUUAUUACCAACAUAUUGUAAAUAUCAUUAAAAUGAAUAUCAACCAACACUGCAAUCAGCCAUGUGCAAUCCCAUGACGUCACAUCAAUUAAAGCAUAUAUUUUAUGCUGAAUUUUAAAUAGUAUUUUGUAUUCUAUAUUAGUUUAUAUAAAAGUAUUUAUAUUUAUUUUCUUACGGGUUUUCUAUUAGAAGUGUCCGAAUUUUAACCUAAAAAACAAUUUGUGUUUGAGAUAUCAUAACCAAGAACAUACAUAUUAAGGACAUGAAACCUCCUAUGCCGAGCUAUAAUCGCCCGUGGAUGAAUUUAAGGCGCCUAUCUGAACGGGGUCUAGUCAUCGGUUGUUGUGUACUUUACACUGCACAUCAGGAUGUCUAAGUGGUUAAAAUAAUUGAAAUUGUUCAAUUGAUUGAAAACAAAAGACAGCCUGAUGCGCCGUACAAAAUACGCAACGACCUAUAGACCCCGUCCAGGUAGGCGCUUUUCGAGCGUUGUCAAAACGUGAGGUUUGAUCGAGUACCCUUAAAAAUAAUCACAAAAAAUGUCAUCGCUGCGUCAAAUUUAAAAAAAAGAAAAAAAACUUUUAUGAUUAUUCACAAGUUGUUUAAUUCAAAGUUAAAGUUCACGGACACUCUUAAUGGAAAAUCCCUUAUUAUUUUUUAUUCUAUAAUACAAAAAAAAAAAACACGGUAUUACCAAAGAUGAUUUUAGAUAGUAAUUUAUUUGUUAUU
Chrysoperla carnea is the source of this 2409-nucleotide messenger RNA. Its product is annotated as pancreatic lipase-related protein 2. The coding region runs from base 119 to 1711 and encodes 530 amino acids. Gene Ontology annotation, molecular function: triacylglycerol lipase activity; protein binding. Gene Ontology annotation, biological process: lipid metabolic process. The transcript is spliced from 7 exons. Lineage: Eukaryota; Metazoa; Arthropoda; Insecta; Neuroptera; Chrysopidae. The record is from RefSeq and is a predicted model, not a curated record.